Messenger RNA from Zingiber officinale, 635 nucleotides. RefSeq names its product sm-like protein LSM3A. The transcript has 3 exons. Gene Ontology annotation, molecular function: RNA binding. Gene Ontology annotation, biological process: mRNA splicing, via spliceosome; P-body assembly. The coding region runs from base 121 to 414 and encodes 97 amino acids. Gene Ontology annotation, cellular component: precatalytic spliceosome; P-body; U6 snRNP. Lineage: Eukaryota; Viridiplantae; Streptophyta; Magnoliopsida; Zingiberales; Zingiberaceae. The record is from RefSeq and is a predicted model, not a curated record.
GCCACGGAUCCAACUUGAACAUUUCCCUCUGUAAUCGAUAGCGGAGACAGCAGACCCUAAUUACUAAUCGUCGAAGGCGAAGGCGGCCACAGAGGGCGACGAAGGGCUUCGUCGGGUGACAUGGCGACCGAAGAGGAGAGCACGGUCAAGGAGCCUCUCGAUCUCAUCAGGUUAAGCCUAGACGAGCGCAUCUACGUCAAGCUCCGAUCCGACCGAGAACUUCGAGGAAAGCUUCACGCUUAUGACCAACAUUUAAACAUGAUUCUUGGUGACGUUGAAGAGAUACUAACUACGGUGGAAAUUGAUGAUGAGACCUAUGAAGAAAUUGUUCGGACAACCAGGCGAACGGUGCCAUUUCUCUUUGUUCGAGGUGAUGGAGUUAUUUUAGUUUCUCCACCUUUGCGGACGGCCUGACAACUUAAGAGAGAUGUUUUUAGUGAUGCACCAAGUUGUGGUCUGUGACUGCAUUAACUAAAUUAUUUUCAAUAGUUGUAUUGGCCACGAGAUCUAUCAAUAUAUCUGGAUGGUUAAGGUUGUGAUUUUUCUUUGAAUACCUCCAGUUUAUUUGAAACAACGGGAUUUGCUUUGUGUAUGGAUAUUAAUGAGCGAUGAGAGCCUUUGAUGCCAGAGUUUCA